AUGUUGGAGGUGAUAUGCGUCACUGGGAAGAAAGGGACAGUUAUUUGUGAUGAUCUCGUAUUCGCCAAAAGCGUUUUGAUUCCACCUUCAGAGGGCUUGUUCUGGGUGUACCUGUCGAUUUACGUCAUUCUUGCGAUCAUGGCAGGAGUUUUUUCGGGUUUAACUAUCGGAUUGUUAUCCUUGGAUGCCCUUGGGGUGCGAGUUGUGGCAGAAGGCAGCUCAAGAGAGACGGAAAGGUGGGCAGCGAAGAAGAUUUAUCCCUUAGUGGAAAGACAUCACUAUGUUCUUGCUGCGUUGGUUCUGGGUGCGUCCGUUUGCUUGGUUGGAAUGCCAAUGUUUAUGAAAAAAAUCACUGACGAGUUCACGUCCAUCGUUCUAUCUGUCACUCUUGUGCUGUUCCUGGGAGAGAUUUUCCCGCAGGCCUUGUGUUCCAGACAUGGUCUCAUCAUUGCUGGCUACUCGUACUGGUUCGUGCUGCUUCUGGUGAUCAUCUUCUCCCCAAUCGUGAUCCCCGUUGGGUUUUUUCUGGACAAAAUUCUUGGCCAUGAAAGAGAUACUUUUUAUGGUCGGAGGACUCUGAAGGCCUUGGUAAGCUUGCAUGGUCCGCAAGAAAGGCAUCAAAGGAAGGUAAAGGAGGCGAUCAAUGAUUCUGAUCGCAGUCCGUCUAUCAUGAGUCUGGUUUACAUGGCCUCUGGCAUGAGUAGUAGGAGGGACUCAAGUGAAGAUAUUGGACCAUUGGCUGAAGAUGAAGUUAUGUUGAUUGAAGGCAAGGCAUCCCGGCAAAUCCAUACUAAAAAUUACCAUUUGAUGAAUUUAGGUGCCUUGAGUCUCAGAGAAAAGAACGUCAGCGAGGCGAUGGUUCCUGUGAACCAGGUAUUUAUGCUCAGCAUUGAUGACAAGUUGAACAGAGCAACCUUGGAACUGAUAGGAUUCAAAAAGUUUUCAAGAGUCCCCAUCUAUGAUAACAACAGGACGAAUAUUACUAAAGUUCUAUUGAUCAAAACCCUGCUGCUGAUAAAUCCGGAAGACAAAAUAGUCAUUCGGAAGCUCCCGGAAAAACAUAUCAUUCCUGCUGAUCACAUUGAUGCGGAGCAGAAACAGUAUGAUGUCCUUCAGCAUUUCCAGUCGGGCGUCACGGGUCAUCUGGCUGUAGCUGUUGGGAUAGUGACACUUGAAGAUAUUCUGGAGGAACUUCUGCAAGAGGAAAUAUAUGAUGAAAUGGACAACAUGAGAAGCAUUCCGCAAUCAACUUCAGCUAACGCAUGAGUUGGGAUCAAGGAUGCACUUUUUUUAUCUGCAUGUGAUUUUCCAAUUUUUUUUGGCAGAUGCACAAUAAAUGGCAUUUGUCAUCAUGAAUUCAAUAAAAUUUCAAAUUUUGUUUUAAAAA
Notodromas monacha is the source of this 1387-nucleotide messenger RNA. The record is from the annotation of a GenBank genome assembly. Lineage: Eukaryota; Metazoa; Arthropoda; Ostracoda; Podocopida; Cyprididae.